Messenger RNA from Zea mays, 465 nucleotides. RefSeq lists its product as uncharacterized. The record is from RefSeq and is a predicted model, not a curated record. Bases 1 to 465 code for a protein of 154 amino acids. NCBI's taxonomy places the organism in Eukaryota, Viridiplantae, Streptophyta, Magnoliopsida, Poales, Poaceae. The transcript has a single exon.
AUGGCCACUAGCAAAUUUGCACUUGGUUCUGGUGAAGCCUUAGGACAGAACCAGGUUGAUAGUGUUGCUGCCAAGGUUGAGGGACCUGCCUUCACCUAUAUCUCUGAAGAGAGAGCACAAACUGAUGUUGGAGAGGGUAGCAAGGCCACCGAGAUCCCCUCCAUAGCUGUGGGUAGGAAGAGGAAGAGAGGGAACCUCAGUGAGGAUGAGAUGCUUAUGUUGACCAAUAUGUUUGAUGCAGUGAACAAUGUGGCUAAUGCCCUUAGAGAGACUAGACCUGCCCAUGUGGAUGGUAACCUCUACCUAGCUGUGAUGGAGAUGCCUGGCUAUUCUGAGGAGGCACUGAUUGUUGCCUACACCUUCCUCCUGGACAACAAGGCUCAAGGCAGGGGCUUUGUUCACAUGACUAAGGCACAUAGAAACAUUUGGCUUAGGACCUUCCUAGUCAAGAACUACUACAUGUAG